This is a messenger RNA of Etheostoma cragini (Arkansas darter), 2485 nucleotides long. RefSeq names its product ATP-binding cassette, sub-family F (GCN20), member 2b (gene abcf2b). Bases 195 to 2027 code for a protein of 610 amino acids. The record is from RefSeq and is a predicted model, not a curated record. Gene Ontology annotation, molecular function: ATP binding; ATP hydrolysis activity. NCBI's taxonomy places the organism in Eukaryota, Metazoa, Chordata, Actinopteri, Perciformes, Percidae. The transcript has 15 exons.
GGAGUGUCCUAAAUAGAUAUUCUGCUGCAGUCCCGCGAGAAGGGGAGGGUACAUCCAUUCUCACCGCCCCUUUUGACCAUAUAUGGUCUGUCUGGCUGUUUGACGUGCGCGGCUACAUCCACCCGGCGAAAAGUGAACACGAGACAUCGGUGUGCUCCGGAGACCAGUAAUACAUUAUAUAGCCUUUCACAACCAUGCCAUCCGACUUAGCCAAGAAGAAGGCAGCGAAGAAGAAGGAGGCUGCCAAAGCCCGCCAGCGUACCAAGAAAACUGAUGAGAACGAGGAGGGUGAACUAUCAGAGUCUCCGAUUAAUGGAGCAGAGAGCAAUGGUGUUGCCUUUUUGACAAAAGAGCUGGAUGAAUUUGAGUUGGCUAAGACGGAGGCACGGGCAGUGACGGGUGUUCUGGCCUCACACCCCAACAGCACCGAUGUCCACAUUAGCAGCCUGUCGCUCACUUUCCAUGGUCAAGAGCUGCUAGCAGACACUAGCCUGGAGCUCAACUCAGGCAGACGCUAUGGUCUUAUUGGCCUUAAUGGCACAGGAAAGUCUAUGCUGUUGUCAGCCAUCGGGCAUCGUGAGAUUCCCAUUCCAGAGCACAUAGAUAUUUACCACUUAACCCGGGAGAUGGCCCCCAGCGAAAAGACGGCUCUGCAGUGUGUCAUGGAGGUGGAUGAACAGAGGAUUAUGCUGGAGAAAGAGGCAGAGAGACUUGCGCAUGAGGACUCUGAGUGUGAGAAGCUGAUGGAGCUGUAUGAGCGUCUGGAGGAGCUGGAUGCAGACAAGGCAGAGGUGCGAGCCUCUCGGAUCCUCCACGGUUUGGGUUUCACCGCUGCUAUGCAGCAGAAGAAGCUGAAGGACUUUAGUGGUGGAUGGAGGAUGCGUGUUGCUCUGGCCAGAGCCCUGUUUAUCAAACCCUUCAUGCUGUUGCUGGAUGAGCCCACUAACCACCUGGACCUGGAUGCUUGUGUGUGGUUGGAGGAGGAGCUCAGUUCGUUCAAGCGAAUCCUUGUGCUCAUCUCACACUCUCAAGACUUCCUGAAUGGUGUGUGCACCAACAUCAUCCACCUGCAUCAGAGAAAACUGAAAUACUACACGGGUAACUAUGACCAGUAUGUGAAGACCAGAGAGGAGUUGGAAGAGAACCAGAUGAAGCGCUUCAACUGGGAACAGGACCAGAUAACGCACAUGAAGAAUUACAUCGCAAGGUUUGGUCACGGUUCUGCAAAGCUGGCCCGACAGGCACAGAGCAAAGAGAAAACGCUACAGAAGAUGGUGGCCUCAGGCUUGACUGAAAAAGUUGUGAAUGACAAGACUCUGUCAUUUUGUUUUCCUCCCUGUGGGAAGAUUCCUCCCCCUGUUAUCAUGGUUCAGAACGUGAGCUUCAAGUACAGUGACAACACACCACACAUAUAUAGAAACCUGGAGUUUGGUAUUGACUUGGAUACACGAGUGGCUCUGGUGGGGCCCAAUGGUGCAGGAAAGUCCACACUGCUGAAGCUGCUGAUGGGAGAGCUCCUUCCCACUGACGGCAUGAUCCGCAAACAUUCUCAUGUCAAGAUUGGCAGAUAUCACCAGCAUCUGACAGAGCAGCUGGAACUGGACCUGUCUCCUUUGGAGUACAUGAUGAAGUGUUUCCCUGAUAUCAAAGAAAAAGAGGAGAUGAGGAAGAUCAUUGGUCGCUACGGGCUGACGGGAAAACAGCAGGUCAGUCCGAUCAGGAACUUGUCAGAUGGUCAAAAGUGCCGAGUGUGUUUUGCCUGGCUCGCCUCACAGAACCCUCACAUGUUGUUCCUUGAUGAGCCCACUAAUCACCUGGACAUUGAGACUAUUGAUGCACUGGGAGACGCCAUCAACGAGUUUGACGGUGGCAUGAUGCUAGUUAGCCACGACUUCAGGCUAAUUCAACAGGUGGCUCAGGAAAUAUGGGUGUGUGAGAAUCAAACCAUCACAAAGUGGAAGAGAGACAUCCUGGCAUACAAGGAGCACUUGAAAUCAAAGAUUGACGGGCAAGCGCAUGACAUCUAAAAAAACUAAGCCACUCCUUUAUCUUGCAUUAUGGAUUUGACCUGCACGCUCCUGAGAGGAUGAGCAGAGUUUACAUUGAAGGAAAUGUCAUAACUAGAACUGAAACAAUCUCUUAUGCAUCUUAACGGACACGUCUCGUACAUGUACUGUAUUUCCAUCUUGGUUUGAAAGAGCUGCACCCCCCCCCCCCCAAUAAAAAAACUCAGACUGCACUCUGAUUGGCUGAUUCACGAAGCAUCUUAGUGCAUUUUGGAAAGCAUUCCAUUGUGCUGUCUUCAAAGAACUUUAAUUUUUCCGAAUGUUCUGUUUUAUCCCAACGUGCAUUCAGCAGCUUUUAGGUCAUUUUACAAUAUUUAAAAGUUGGCUAUUUUUGUUUUUUCUGUGUAGAAGAGCAGUUCUGCCUUAUGAAACAAUGUAAAUGCAAUAAAGGUUUGUCUGAAUAAACAGAACAAAAACAG